This is a messenger RNA of Oncorhynchus keta (chum salmon), 1832 nucleotides long. RefSeq names its product 28S ribosomal protein S22, mitochondrial-like. Gene Ontology annotation, molecular function: structural constituent of ribosome. Gene Ontology annotation, cellular component: mitochondrial small ribosomal subunit. The record is from RefSeq and is a predicted model, not a curated record. The transcript is spliced from 6 exons. Bases 939 to 1280 code for a protein of 113 amino acids. NCBI's taxonomy places the organism in Eukaryota, Metazoa, Chordata, Actinopteri, Salmoniformes, Salmonidae.
CGAUGAGGUAACUACAAACAUGGCAGCGCUUUUUGCAAUACGUUGCUUAUUUAGAAGCUAUUCUCGGGUCAGAAAUGUCGAUUAAAAUACACGAGUACUUGUCAGAUGUAGCUGAAGGAUGCUGUGCAGUGCACCGUCUGACAACAAUCGAUGUGCCUCGCAGAGUGGAGUCUGACAUUCACAACGGCACUAUGCAAUGCACCCUGGACUGAAGAGGCAGACAAGUAUGAGAGUUGUGGUGGUCCUUCCUGUUAAAUUACACAUUUCUCAAGGUUCUCCAGAUGCCCAUGUGAAGCCCCAGUUUCUGGAUGCAGAGGUGCAGGACAUCCUAACCAGAAUCACAGGCUUGAACCUGGAGAAUGUGUUCAGACCCAUCAAACAGGAGCUGAAGCCCCCCAAGUACAAACUUAUAACAGAUGCACAGUUGAAGGAGGUAUAGACACACACACAUACACAUGGUAGGGCAGAUAGUUUGUCUAUCAUGCGGAGUAGGGAAUGGCUCUACAACAUCUGCUGCAACAUUCUGAACAUUUAAUUUGGCAGAUUACAUGGUUGAUUACAUGGUUACAAUGGUUUGUGUCCAUCAACAUAAAUAUUGGUUAUCAUUUACAAUGCCUCAAACAAUUAGUGCUCUUUUGUCAUGUUUUGUUCUCUCUUCCAUGGUCACCUCCUGGUGUUUCCAGGAGCAGUUCAUAGUGAUCCGGGAACCCACCGGGACACUGAAGAAGGCAUCGUGGGAAGAGAGAGACAGGAUCCUGCAGGUCUACUUCCCUAAAAAGGGCCGCAGGCUAACAGCACCCCGUCUUCGAGGAGAACCUGAAGGUGGAACCCCACCAGGAUCGUCAUGAGGAUGUGUUGGAUCUGUGCCAGGUCCAGUUUGAACCUGACUCCUCAGAAUACAUCAGGGUGCAUGCAGCCACCUUGAGGAUCUUGAGAAGAUGGGGAGGUAUGAUCUGCUGCGCUCCACCAGACACAGGAGGGUGGAUGGACUCAUCAUAGACAUGCUGCAGAAAGACCUAUGGCAGGAUGCAGUGAGUCUGGUGGGUCUGUUCAACAAGGUCCACCCACACAGUGAGACAGCCCAGGAGGCCUCCAGCCAACAGGCCUCUGGACUGGACCUGCUCAAGAUCUACGCUAAGCGGGAGUCCCAGAGGACAGGAUACGUAGAGCUGGCCCUGCAGGCCUACGAGCAGACUUCCGCAGAGAUCCGUCUGACCGUCAUGCAUCACCACACCUUACCAUUGGAGAGCUCUGUCACAUCACAGCAUAGCUCCAUCUAACCGUCCCAUACAUCUCAUACCCACAACAAUAAACCUACGGAGCAGUGACAUUCUCCCCAAUGGCCUGCCUAUCCAUGACCCCAAUCUUUAAUCAACUGGACAAUUACGCUAAACAAAGAGAAUAACUUAGUCCUUGAACUAUGGAGCUCAUCUUGAACCACUUGCAAGCCAAGUGUCCAUUGCCAAUGGAUGGCAUCAAAAUGUGCACAUAAUUGGGAUGCACCAAGCUUUACUUCUGUCGACGCAGUGCAGAUAUUCACUUCUGCAUUUCAACUUUAAUUUGUCCAUAACCUUAAUCAUACUGUAUCUCAACAUUGGAACUGACUGUAAGCUGUUUAAUUAUCAUGUACAUACAAAAUAAAAAUGUUUAUAUACAUACGUUUAUUGCAUGCAGGGUAGCCUAGUGGUUAGAGCGUUGGACUAGUAACCGGAAGGUUGUAAGUUCAAAUCUGUCGUUCUGCCCCUGAACAGGCAGUUAACCCAUUGUUCGUAGGCCGUCAUUGAAAAUAAGAAUUUGUUCUUAACUGACUUGCCUAGUUAAAUAAAGGUAAA